Molecule: messenger RNA, 768 nt
Organism: Fusarium falciforme
Lineage: Eukaryota; Fungi; Ascomycota; Sordariomycetes; Hypocreales; Nectriaceae
Product: Methyltranfer-dom domain-containing protein
Exons: 5
Coding region: 1-768 (255 amino acids)
Molecular function (GO): methyltransferase activity
Source: RefSeq, a predicted model, not a curated record
AUGGAAUCCCAAGAGAUCUAUAACCAAGUCAUCGGGCGAUACGGCUCAAUCGUCAAGAGUAGCACCGGCCACUAUGAGCAGACCGAGGCCAAGGCCUUUGGGUACACAGAACAAGAGCUGGCCGGCAUCCCCGAGGGCGCGAACCUUGGCCUCAGCUGCGGCAACCCCACAGCAAUUGCGAGGCUGAGAGUGAGUAUGAUUGAUAAGGCGAAUGUCAACAAAUAUUGCGUCGACGUCUCAAACGUCGAGUUCAUCAAGAGUCCCGUCACAUCCAUCCCAGCACCUGGCAACACUGCCGACUGCAUCAUCAGCAACUGCGUCAUCAACGUUGUCCCCGCUGGAGAUAAGCAGCUGGCGUUUAAUAAAAUGUUCCGACUACUCAAGCCUGGCGGCCGAGUUGCCAUCAGUGAUAUCCUCGCGCGCAAGGAGUUGACGGAUGAGAUGAAGAAGGACAUGGCUCUAUACGUCGGGUGCAUUGCGGGGGCCAGUCAGGUCAGUGAGUACGACUCAUUUCUAAGGAAUGCAGGUUUCGAAGACAUUCUCAUCGUGGACAGCAACCAUGACUUGAACGUGUACUGGAGCGCAGCCGACGGCGAGCCUCCAUAUCCGAAACACGGUUCCUAUACUGAGCAGGAGUCAUGCCCCCAGGACCAGCCGAGUUUAAUGGCCGACGAAGCCAGCAGACUGGCCUACCAGCUCGACAUCACCGACUUUAACGAAUGGGCAGGCUCCUUCCAGGUGUAUGCAGUCAAGCCGGUGGCGAGCUGA